This is a messenger RNA of Colossoma macropomum (tambaqui), 2417 nucleotides long. RefSeq names its product finTRIM family, member 82 (gene ftr82). Gene Ontology annotation, molecular function: zinc ion binding; protein binding. Bases 265 to 2001 code for a protein of 578 amino acids. Lineage: Eukaryota; Metazoa; Chordata; Actinopteri; Characiformes; Serrasalmidae. The transcript has 7 exons. The record is from RefSeq and is a predicted model, not a curated record.
CUGGCUCAACUUGUUUGUCUGAACCUGAACAAGGCUGUGCUCUCGCUCUCUCACUCUCUCUCUCUCACCCUCUCUCUCCCUGCAGGAAGGGGAGGGCUCUGUCUGCUUUCAAUCAAUAACUCCUGGAAUUCCGAAAUACAAGUACGUCCUGUCUCCGACUGCCCCGCUUCACCGACUACAAGCUUCCAGGCUUUUGGCUUCCCCCGCUUUUCACAGACAGGUGUUUGGACCCCUCGUGCUUGUGUGUGCCUGCCUAAGGUAACCAUGGCUGAGCCCAUGUCUCCGGAUUACUUCAGCUGCCACCUGUGCGCCAACCUCCUGAGGGACCCUGUGGCCAUCCCCUGUGGCCACAGCUUCUGCAUGGACUGCAUCAGCGGCUACUGGAACGAGGCAGACUACACAGGCAUCUAUAUCUGCCCGCAGUGCAGGAUCACCUUCACGCAGAGGCCCGUCCUGCGUCCAAACGCCACCCUGACCAAAGUGGCCGAGAAGAUCAAGAAGACGGGCCUGAACCUCAACCUGUCUCCUGCGCCCCCCACCAACGGAAGCUUUGCCGGCCCCUCUGAUGUCCCGUGCGACUUCUGCACGGGCAAGAAGCUCAAAGCCGUCAAGUCAUGCCUCAACUGCCUGGCCUCAUACUGCGAGAAGCACCUGAAGCCCCAUUAUGAGUCAGCCACCUUCAAGAGGCACAAGCUGGUGGACGAGCUGGGCAACCUGGACAGGAAGAUCUGCCCGCAGCACCAAAAGAGUCUGGAGCUCUUCUGCCGCACUGACCAGAUGUGCAUCUGUGCCAUCUGCACCGUCAGCGAGCACAAGGGACAUGAUAUAGUGUCUGCCGAAGCUGAGAGGAGCGAGAAACAGAAACUUCUCGGAGUGUCCCAAGCGGAGAUCAAACAGAAAUGCCAGCAGAGGACCAAAGAACUGGAGGAACUGAAGACGGCUGUGGACUCACUGAAAAGCUCGGCUCAGAGGGCCAUGGCGGAGAGCAAGAAGAUGUUUGACGAGAUGAUCACCUCCAUCGAGAGGAUGAGGUCGGAGGUCACCAAGCUGAUCAACAUCAAUGAGAAGGCAGCAUUCAGUCAGGCUGAGGGGCUGAUGGAACGACUGGAGCAGGAGAUCGAUGAGCUCAAGAAGAAGGAGACAGGCCUGAAGCAGCUCUACAGCACCGAGGACCACAUCCACUUCUUACAGAAUUUCAACUAUCUCUGCACCCCAACUGAUGAUGGCUUCAUUCCCAAAGUGUCUCUGAACCCAGACUUCUCAUUCAGUGCCGCCAGGAAAGCUGUAGCUGAGAUCAAAGAGAGGCUUGAGGAGCUGGGUAGAGAAGAACUGCUGAGGAUUUCAAAGUCAGUGAACGAAGUGCCCGUGUACACGCUGGAGAACCGAACAGUUAGAGAGAAAAGCACCCGAGUUAAAGAGGUCCAUACAGUGGACAGUGCCCCUCCUUCACAACCCAGGAGCCGGUCUGAGUUUCUGAAAUACUUCUGUCAGCUCCGACUGGAUCCCAGCACAGCCUAUAAAGAGCUGUACCUGUCUGAGAGCAACAGGAAAGUGACGCGAACCCGCAACCUUCAGCCCUACUCGGACAAUGCAGAGCGCUUCGACAGCUUCGCCCAGGUGCUGUGUCGCGAAGCCCUGUCCGGCGGUCGCUUCUACUGGGAGAUUGAGUGGAGCGGAGAGUUCUCUGUGGGCGUGGCCUAUCGGGGCAUCAGCCGCAAGGGCAAAGGUUCCCUGUGCUUGCUGGGGUACAACGAUAAAUCCUGGAGCCUCCUCUGCUCCGACACAGGCUACUCGGCCUGGCAUAACAGGGUGGACAAAGCCAUCAGCGCCCCCCACUCUCCUAGAAUAGGGGUCUAUCUGGACCACAAAGCAGGUUUGCUGGCCUUCUACAGCAUUGGUGAGACCAUGACCUGUCUGCAUCGCUUCGAGACCACUUUCACCGAGCCUCUCUAUCCCGGGUUUGGAGUCGGAACCUCAGUCAAAAUCUGCCAGCUGAAAUGAACAUGAAUUCGCAUUUCUGGAAAGAGUCCCAAAUGAAGGACAGUAUUUUUUCUGGAUUGUUUGUGUUUUCCAUUUGCUAUUUUUCUACGCCGUAUCUUAUAUUUUAUGUCAUUUUUUUCAGCCAUCAUGGAAGCCAUUUCUUUUUACUUUUUUUUUAAAGCAGUCUUUUUAAAGAACAUAAUCUGAUUCGCAAAUCGCAGCAGUUCAUUUAGGCCUAGCCUGAAAAUCAUGAAAAAAGUUACUCAAACCUGCCAUGUUAUACUGUUUUUAUGUGUCUAAUAAUGUUGUUUUGAAAUACUAAACCCUGUAUUUAUCCAAACAUCAAGUGCCACAGCCGUAUUUGAAAUGAAAUGCGACAUUAUUCAAUGUUGAUAUCUUGUUGAUAUUCCAAUUAAAGUUUUUUUUUAAAUGUAAAA